Opisthorchis viverrini is the source of this 960-nucleotide messenger RNA. RefSeq lists its product as hypothetical. The transcript is spliced from 7 exons. Bases 1 to 960 code for a protein of 319 amino acids. The record is from RefSeq and is a predicted model, not a curated record. NCBI's taxonomy places the organism in Eukaryota, Metazoa, Platyhelminthes, Trematoda, Opisthorchiida, Opisthorchiidae.
AUGGCAACACAACUGGAUCAAGUAAACAAAGUACUCCUUGACAAUCAAGAUAGGGAUCUACAUGCGGCGCUCCAGCAAGUAAUAACUGAGAACCCUGCACUGUCCGACACUGUAAAACAAUGCAUUUUACGGCUGGAAAUGUUAGUACAGCGGAAACAAAAUCAUUUAGCCAAUCCACCACUUGUGCGCGAGUGUUCCACUUCAGCAAACACAACAGCUCUGUUGAUAGUUGACGUUCAGAAGGACUUUGUGACCGGGUCUAUGCGUACAGACCGGUGUCCUGCACAGAUGGAUGCAAUGGGCAUAAUAAAACCGAUCAACUACUUGUGCGGAUUGCCUUUCAAACAAAUCUACGUCAGUAAGGACUGGCAUCCACGAGACCACGUAUCUUUUCACGAGAACAGGAACAGAUGGAGACUUAGUAAAAACAGCAAGGCAAGUUCAAUUCAGAAAAUUUAUGAUACCAUCACCAUCGUUGAUUCAAUGGGCGUGGAGUGCAAUCAACAACUGUGGCCAACACACUGCGUUGCCGAAAGUGAAGGUGCUAAAAUUCAUCCCAAAUUGAGGUUGCCUGAAGACGUUAUCGUGAUUAAAAAAGGUACCAUCAGUGAUGUCGAAUCUUACUCUGUCUUCGGAGAUCCAAACGGAAGAGAGGACACAACCUUGGAAGCCAAGCUGCGAGCAUCUGGCAUCAAAGUUCUAGUUUUAUGUGGAAUCGCCUUCGACUUCUGUGUGGCUGCGUCUGUAAUGGAUGCAUCGAAACGUGGCUACCGGGUUAUUGUGUUGGAGGAUGCCUGUGUUGGCAUCGAUCCAGCUGGGAUUGCUGAUGCACGAAGGCUCAUGCUUGAAUCUGGAGUCCACAUAACACGCUCCACAAAAAUCAUCGAUAUCCUCUCCGGGAAUUCAACUCCUCUACAACAUGUUCUGAAGUGGGUUCAUGACCAAACCAUGGCUCAAUAA